This is a messenger RNA of Xenopus tropicalis (tropical clawed frog), 4735 nucleotides long. RefSeq names its product transient receptor potential cation channel, subfamily V, member 4 like, gene 1 (gene trpv4l). Gene Ontology annotation, molecular function: monoatomic ion channel activity. The transcript has 19 exons. Lineage: Eukaryota; Metazoa; Chordata; Amphibia; Anura; Pipidae. The record is from RefSeq and is a predicted model, not a curated record. Bases 179 to 3223 code for a protein of 1014 amino acids. Gene Ontology annotation, cellular component: membrane; plasma membrane. Gene Ontology annotation, biological process: monoatomic ion transport; transmembrane transport.
AGAAUAUGGCGGGACCCUUCCCUAAAUAUAAUGGACCUGUGGACACUAAAGAUUUCCAAGGGAACCACUGAUGCCCAAGUUAUAGGAGAGAUCUAGUUCUGUGUGUGAAAUCAGUGUGGUUAACCAACAGUAGCACAAGGGCCAAUCUGAGAGCAAAGAGUCCUCUCUGGAGUAAAAUAUGGCGGGACCCUUCCCGAAAUAUAAUGCACCUUUGGACAUUAAAGAUUCUCAGGAGAAUGAUGGCUCUAUCUUCAGAUCAUUACCAUCAUCUUAUUUACACCCGUCUGGAAGUGAGGGAAGUGCAGACCCCAGUGAUGGGAAUACAAUUACCCCUACCACGAGUUCACUUCUACUGACAAUGGAAACUACCUUUCAUGGAGUAACAGAAACGCACUAUGUGAGAGAAGAGUCGCGUAACGUAACCACUUACGAUGAGGGAGGUACAGACCCCAGUGAUGGAACUGAAAUUCCCCAGCCCAGGAGAUGUGAAAUGGAAAUGGACUCUCGCUAUCAUAAAGUAACAGAAAGGGACUAUGGGAGAGAAGAGCCUUUUAAAGUAACCCCUUAUGAAUCAUUACCAUCAUCUUAUCCAAACCCGUUUAUAAGUGAGGGAGGUACAGACCCCAGCGAUGGGAUUGAAAUUCCCCAGACCAGGAGCUGUGAAAUGGAAAUGGACUCUCGCUUUCAUAGAGUAACAGAAAGGGACUAUGGGAGAGAAGAGCCUUUUAAAGUAACCCCUUAUGAAUCAUUACCAUCAUCUUAUCCAAACCCGUUUGGAAGUGAGGGAGGUGCAGACCCCAGUGAUGGGACUCAAGUUAUCCAGACCAACAGCUGUGAAAUGGUAAUGGACUCUCGCUAUCAUAAAGUAACAGAAAGGAACUAUGGGAGAGAAGAGCCCUUUAAAGUAACCCCUUAUGAAUCAUUACCAUCAUCUUAUCCAAACCCGUUUGGAAGUGAGGGAGGAGCAGACCCCAGUGAUGGGAUUGAAAUUUUCCAGACCAAGAGCUGUGAAAUGGUAAUGGACUCUCGCUAUCAUAAUGUAACAGAAAGGGACUAUGGAACUGAAGUAACCCCUUAUGAUCCUAGGCGGGGCCCAUAUCCUGAUUACCCAGACAUAAAAAAGUUGAAAGAGCAUCUUUUUGAUAUUGUCUCAAGAGGCAGCGCAGCAGAACUGGAAGAACUCAGACUCCUGCCUUUCUUAUUGCAUGAGAAGAAACAGCUGACGGAUGAAGAAUUUCUAGAAGACUCCACAGGCAAGACUUGUUUAUCCAAAGCUCUAAUGCAUCUGAACAACGGCAAAAAUGACACCAUCCCAAUCCUGAUCUACAUUGCUACAAUAACAAUAAAUGUUCCACAAUUUAUUAACUCACCCUUCUUAAAGUAUUAUGAUGGCCAAACCGCUCUGCACAUAGCCAUUGAGAGGCGCUGUAAGGAUUAUGUUGAGUUGCUGGUACAAAAUGGGGCUGAUGUUCAUGCUCAGGCCAAAGGGCGUUUCUUUCAACCCAAGGAUGAAGGGGGAUACUUCUACUUUGGUGAACUUCCCCUGUCCCUUGCCGCUUGUACCAACCAGCCUGAUAUUGUGGACUAUUUGACAGAGAAUGUUUAUAAUAAGGCAGAUUUAUGUCGUCGGGAUUCACGUGGUAAUACAGUUCUGCACGCCUUGGUUGCUAUAGCAGACAAUACGCCUGAAAACACCAAAUUUGUCACUGAGAUGUAUGAUCAUUUGGUCAUUAAAUGUGCUAAGCUGAACAAAGAGAGUAGCUUGGAGACCGUCACCAACAAUGACAAGAUGUCACCUCUCAUGAUGGCAGCCCAAUUGGGAAAAAUAGAUAUAUUCCAGCACAUCAUCCAACUUGAAAUAAAAGAUGAAGAAGCUCGACACCUCUCACGGAAGUUCCGGGAUUGGACAUAUGGCCCUGUGUAUUCUUCACUUUAUGACUUGACUACGCUGGAUACCUAUGAGGAUGGGGAUUCCGUACUUGAAAUACUGGUUUAUAAGAGUACAGCUAAGAACCGCCAUGAGAUGCUGGCAGUGGAGCCCAUAAAUGAACUAUUAAAAGAAAAGUGGAAGAAGUUUGGUGCUGUUCUUUUCUACCUCAGUUUUUUUGCCUAUCUCUUUCUCAUGAUCAUCUUCACAUUAGUUGCAUAUUACCGACCCAUGGAAGGCACGCCCCCUUACCCUUACAGAACAACAACGGAUCACUUGAGGCUUGUAGGAGAGAUCGUUAUUCUGCUGGUUGGGAUAGUCUUCUUCAUUGCCAAUAUAAAAGAUCUUAUUAUGAAGAAGUAUCCUGGGGUAUAUUCUCUAUUUACUGAAGGAUGCUUCCAGCUGCUUAAUUUUAUCUACUCUGUGCUGGUCCUUCUCACAGCGAUUCUGUACCUUGCUGGUAUUGAAGCUUACCUGGCCGUUAUGGUGAUUGCUUUGGUCUUGGGCUGGAUUAAUGCGUUAUACUUUACAAGAGGCUUGAAGCUCACUGGGAUGUACAGCGUUAUGCUUCAGAAGGUCCUGUUUAAAGAUUUAUUUCGCUUCCUGUUGGUGUACCUGCUCUUUAUGGUUGGAUAUGCAUCAGCUUUGGUAUCCUUACUGAAUCCAUGCACCAAUGAGAUGAUAUGCAAUGAUGGACAAGAAAACUGUACUGUCCCAGAAAAUCCUUCCUGCCAACACAGCACCACAUUCAGCAGAUUACUGCUUAACCUCUUUACAUUGACCAUUGGGAUGGGAGACCUAGAGGUGAUCAGCCAUGCCAAGUACCCUGCAGUCUUCAUCAUUCUGUUGGUGACAUACCUCAUCAUCACCUUUGUUCUCCUCCUUAACAUGUUAAUCGCUUUAAUGGGAGAGACCGUUGGGGAGGUGUCCAAGGAAAGCAAGCAGAUCUGGCAACUGCAGUGGGCUACCACAAUCCUAGAUAUAGAGAGGUAUCUUCCAGCCUUCAUGAGGAAAGCCUUCCGCUCUGGAGAAGCGGUAAUUAUUGGACUAAAACAGAAUAAAGAGCAGGAUGAACGCUGGUGUUUUAGGGUUGAUGAGGUGAACUGGUGCCACUGGAAACAGGAUAUUGCCAUUAUUAAUGAGGAUCCUGGAAGGUGCAACUUGCAGAGAGAUCGACCGUUAGUGGGGAAGCAUAAAGCUGACCAACAUUCAGAAGAUACCAUGGUGCUUCUUGAAAAAGACCCACAAGCCCAGACUCAUAAGAAGAACUGGAGAAAUAAUGAAUCACAAAUAUAAGUGAAUGUGGCACAGAGAAGUGCUCUCAGACGUGGCACAGGGCGCAGCACUUCCAUAUUAACUGCUCUAGCAUUGUGACAUACUGUAUUUUUCAAGUCUUCGCAAUGCUUUUUGUAUUAUCAGAAUUAUUUAGUAAAGAGGAACCUGACCAAAAUAAAACUUACAUGGCUUUUAAAGUGCCACAGGUCAUAGAUUCUACAGUCUGUGGAUAAAGGUAACAAAGAUCAUAAAUUCUGCAUUCUCUGGCACUUUCAGAUUUGCAGACAUUUUAUUGGCUUUUGAAGUAAACUGCUUAAAUUAUGCAGAACCUUACAGGUAAAUAGGGUUGCCCUUCGGGUGGGGGGAUAGGAGGUGAUGUGACACGGGGCGGGGAAAUGGGCAGAAUGGGUGGGGCAAUGGGAGUGGGCAGGAAACAGGCGGGGCAUAUGCAGGAUGAUCUGUAUAAGGGGGACUCCGGCAGCAGAGAGGGUCAGGGAAGGGAGGGAUUUAUGGGGUAUUACAAAUUUAUCAGCAAGUACAUUGCCUGGCCUUAGCUGGUGAUUUACCGGCUGGGCUGGUCAAAUCCCUGCAUGGUGGCAACCCUACAGGUAAAGUGAAGAGCAGCGCUGAUGUUUGUUCCUGGGACCCUUUUGUCUCAUAAGCCAAUGACAACAGCGCCCAGGUAACAAUAAUAACUACCACGCUCUUUAACCCUGACCCCCCCAGAGUAACCCCUCACUCCUCCUGGGCACAUGGAAUUCAUUGCCGGCACCAACUGAAAACUGCACCCUACCACCUAAAAAUACAAGUAACUGUUUUCCAUAGUUUUUUGUUUUGCACAGCCAUAAUCACACUUUUACAGACAGACAAAAGUGAAUUUUAAUUCUUGAUCAGUGCUCUACACUGGUGGGUCUGGGAUUCUGACCUUGGCUCUUACUGUGAAGCAAUGAUUUUUGUAUUGUGCUUUUAGUGCUGCAAAGGUUAAUUAUGCAGUGAGUUUAGUGCAUUAUAGCUUUAAUUGCUUAUUAUUUCUUCGAGGGUACAGUGAGAGUAGUAAAUCAGGAAUUCUGAUUUCCAAUCUAACUGCGUGUUUUUUUUAUAUUGUUUCCAGGAUUUAUGAUUUAAUUGAUUGCUGGUACCAGAAAGGACCUGGGCAUAAUGGGAGCUCAAGGCAUUAGACGGAGUUCAUUUUUUUAACCCAAGAUUGUAAGCUUUAAGGCAAGUGUAGUAUUACUCUGCCAGUUUUGUUAAAUUUUCAAGGGUUAAUUGUGGGUUUAUUGAGGUUACAGUCAGGUUUCUUUCUUGCUUCUGGCCAGUGUUUAUGUUGUUAUCGUAAUCACUUGCUUUUAUUGACUAGAGAUAGUUGAUAUGUGGUCCCAAAGACCUCCAGUAUAGUAAAAAUAUAUACUGAUUGGAUUUGGGUGGGUUGGGCAAAUGGCAAUACAAGCUAUGUAAUUGUUUUUAUUUUAUUUUUUUUAAACAUUGCAAGCAAUGUUUGUAUAUACAGAUACAUAUAAGAAAAUAAAUAUAUUU